This is a messenger RNA of Syzygium oleosum, 649 nucleotides long. RefSeq names its product TPD1 protein homolog 1-like. NCBI's taxonomy places the organism in Eukaryota, Viridiplantae, Streptophyta, Magnoliopsida, Myrtales, Myrtaceae. Gene Ontology annotation, biological process: cell fate determination. The coding region runs from base 78 to 494 and encodes 138 amino acids. The record is from RefSeq and is a predicted model, not a curated record. The transcript is spliced from 2 exons.
ACUCGAGAUCGAGAGAGAGAUAUUCUCAGUUUGGUGAGAAAAUACUAGUAUAUUUUUCAGGUUUGGAGACAAACACAAUGAAGAAAACUUUAUCGGAGGUUCACUGCUUGCUCCUGGUUGUCCUGAUAAUCCUUGUAUCUGACCAAGGUUUGGUGAAGUGCAGCCUCCAACAAUCUGAAAGGUGUUCGGUGAAAGACAUUACGAUAAACCAAAGCUCAUCAGGAACGGAACCUUCGGGGAUUCCGAUUUUCUUGGUUGAAAUUUCGAACGAAUGUUUGUACCCGUGCACCAUCAUGAACGUCCACCUCCACUGCGGCGAAUUCAGCUCCGACAAUCUGAUAAAACCCGAAAUAUUCAAGCGGCUUACCUAUGACAACUGCUUGGUGAAUAACGGGGCAGCCCUCACCCCCGGUCAAGUCCUCUCUUUCAAGUACUCCACCACCCGCAUGUACCCCCUCUCUGUUUUACAUCUCGACGUCUCUUGCCCCACCUGAUAAACUUUAAUCUAAGAUUAUCAAUUUCUAGUCGUCUGGGUGUGUUAGACCUAUACAGGUAUCGGUGUCAUAAGAGAUUUUCAGAUUUCUUUUGUUCUUUGGAGGACCAUGUUGCCGGGAUUCUACAGAAAUAAAGCAGCAUUUCAUUGCAAUUA